Messenger RNA from Knipowitschia caucasica, 972 nucleotides. Lineage: Eukaryota; Metazoa; Chordata; Actinopteri; Gobiiformes; Gobiidae. The record is from the annotation of a GenBank genome assembly.
AUGGCGGUGGAGAGUGUGAGUGUGGGUUUCAAAGUGUACUGUCUGACGGUGAUGACGAUGGUGGCCGCCACGUACACGGUGGCUCUGAGAUACACCCGCACCAUCUCAUCAGGAGACAUGUACUUCUCCACCACCGCCGUGUGCCUCACCGAGGUCAUCAAGCUCCUCCUCAGCCUUGCCAUGCUCUCCAAGGAGACGGGGAGUCUGGGCAGGUUAAAGAAUGCCCUCGUGGAGCACAUCUUAUCCAGUCCCAAAGAGCUGCUGAAGCUCAGUGUCCCCUCUGUGGUCUACGCCAUCCAGAACAACAUGGCCUUCUUAGCUCUGAGUAACCUGGACGCAGCAGUGUACCAGGUGACGUACCAGCUGAAGAUCCCGUGCACUGCUCUUUGCACGGUGCUGAUGCUGAACAGGUCUCUGAGUCGCCUGCAGUGGGGCUCUGUGUUCAUGCUCUGUGUGGGAGUCACCAUGGUCCAGUGGAAACCAGCGGAGGCCAGUAAGGUCCAGAUUGAGCAGAACCCGCUCCUCGGGUUCAUGGCGGUCGCGGUGCUGAAGAGCUCGGACACGUCCCUGUGGGUGAGGAACAUACAGAUGUACAUCUCUGGGAUCGUGGUCACUCUGGUCGGGGUCUACAUCACCGACGGACACAACGUCCAGGAGAAGGGUUUCUUCUUCGGAUACACGCCCUGGGUCUGCUUUGUCGUGUUCCUGGCCAGUGUGGGAGGUCUCUACACUUCUGUGGUGGUGAAAUACACAGACAACAUCAUGAAGGGUUUCUCUGCUGCGGCUGCCAUCGUCCUGUCCACUGUGGCCUCCGUCUUCCUCUUUGGACUGCAGAUCACUCUGGCGUUUGCUUCUGGUGCGUUGCUGGUGUGUGUCUCCAUCUACCUGUACGGCCUUCCCAAACUGGACACCAGCAAACUCCCGCAAAAAGAUGCCGACAAGGAGCUCAAAGAGAAACUCAUCUCAGUGUGA